Neltuma alba is the source of this 623-nucleotide messenger RNA. RefSeq lists its product as uncharacterized. The transcript has 2 exons. The record is from RefSeq and is a predicted model, not a curated record. Bases 31 to 267 code for a protein of 78 amino acids. Lineage: Eukaryota; Viridiplantae; Streptophyta; Magnoliopsida; Fabales; Fabaceae.
CCACGGCGAGGCGGAGAGAAAGGGAGGAAAAUGGCUGGUGCAUUUUGGGGUUCGAGCGUGCUGGAGAUUGUGAAGAAGCAUGAUUCGGGAGGCCUGGUGUGGAAGAGAAUAAAGCUCACCUCUACUCGUAAAGCCAAUGCUAAGAAACGUCUUCAUCGAGUUUGGCAGAAUGAAGCUGUCUUAAAGGCGUGUGCUGAAGAAACUCCAUCAACAACCACUUCCGAUGGUGCCAUUAAAGGUGCUGAAAACAUUGCGAAGGGAAACUGAGUUGAAGGGCCUAUGUUGUUGGACAACAAAAAGCCAGUCUGUAGGUUGUAUCAUUGAUAUUUUAGGAUUCAGACAUCAAAAUAUAUGGCUGCAUGCUAUUCUCCAUUGCAGCAGUUGAGCUCUCGUUUGAAUUUUACAGAAAAGAGCUUUAGAAUAGUAUCGUUACGGAACAUCCUACAUUUUUGCUUGCACAUGUCUCUCUAAUUGGGACUGUUACCGAUUGCAUGAAAAAUGAGUAUGGCAGUGCCCCAUUAAGUAUAUGCGGUUUUCUUCUGGUUUUGAAUGCGACUUAUUGAAGAACAUUGCUUACUGGUGGAAGAAACAAGAUUGGAUCUAAUAUUUUACGUGUAGUCAAA